CCUUUGGGUGCCUCAGCCGGGUCCAGCCUCGGGCACAUGGGACAAGUGGAGGAUGCAGGAGACCAUGCAGCACUUUCCAGCAAGGCAGAGGAGGAAGAUCUGAACUCAGAGAAUGAGAAGCUGGUGGUGAGAGAGCCGGAGGAUGAGGAUGCUGCAGAUGAGACAUUCUCUUUUAAAUACAGUCCUGGAAAGCUGAGGGGAAACCAGUACAAGUCAAUGAUGACCAAAGAAGAACUCGAGGAAGAACAAAGGGUUCAAAGAGAGCAGCUGGCUGCCAUCUUCAGGCUCAUGAAGGAAAAAAGUGACACGUUUGGAGAAAUGUCUGAAGGAGACAUGAAGGAGCAGCUUAGACUGUAUGAUAUAUAACCUUGCAGCCAGUGGAGACUAUGCCCAAAAGUCAUCAUGUCCCUUAUUAUGCAGGACAUUGGAGGCUGUAGUUCUAGAAACGUGUUUCAGUAGUUAUUUUGCAGUUCCAGUUUGUUUUGCAAACACAUAUAGGCCUGUGAUAUGUAUUUCAAAAUACUUGUAAUUUCUCACCCUUUAUUUU
Messenger RNA from Nestor notabilis (Kea), 547 nucleotides. RefSeq names its product matrix-remodelling associated 7 (gene MXRA7). Bases 37 to 366 code for a protein of 109 amino acids. The transcript has 4 exons. The record is from RefSeq and is a predicted model, not a curated record. NCBI's taxonomy places the organism in Eukaryota, Metazoa, Chordata, Aves, Psittaciformes, Psittacidae.